Molecule: messenger RNA, 1310 nt
Organism: Anoplophora glabripennis (Asian longhorned beetle)
Lineage: Eukaryota; Metazoa; Arthropoda; Insecta; Coleoptera; Cerambycidae
Product: platelet-activating factor acetylhydrolase-like
Exons: 7
Coding region: 99-1274 (391 amino acids)
Molecular function (GO): 1-alkyl-2-acetylglycerophosphocholine esterase activity
Source: RefSeq, a predicted model, not a curated record
UCUACCUAGAGUCAAUAGUGAGAUAGUAACUACUGUUUAUAACCUAUAAAUUUCACUUGAUCUCUCUUUUUACCCGGUUAUAAUAAUUAAACAGCGCGAUGUGGUGGUUUAGACAAAUCAGGAAACAUUUACCUAUAGCCACAGGGCCAUUUAUGCCUGGCUGUAUAGACGUCAUGCUGGGAUACAACAAAGAAGAUCCCUUCUUGAGGCUAUAUUACCCUACACAUGAGAAAAAAGACGCACAAAACAAUAUAGAAAGAUUUAUCCCCUGGAUUCCAGAUGAUAGCUAUCUAACGGGGUUUUCAAAAGUUAUAAUGAUUCACGUUUACAUUUUGCGGAUACUCUUUUGGUGGUCAGAUCGAAUAUGUAUUCCUGCACUGUACGGAGCAAAAAUAAAGACAGACGAAAAACUAAAGUGCAUAGUGAUGUCGCAUGGGUUGGGAGGUAACAGAUUUUUAUACACAAACAUUAGUUGCGAGCUAGCAUCUAGAGGAUUUUUAGUCGCUUGUUUAGAACACAGGGACUUGUCGGCAUGUAACACCUACUACUAUGAGAAUCGCGAGGAUGCCCUUAAAGAUAAACGUACGCCUUUAGAUUUCCUUUACAUCAAACUUGGGGAGAACCACUACAAAGAGAGAAACAAACAGAUCAAAAUAAGGUCGCAGGAAUGUGGGAAAGUGUUAGAUUUCCUUAUAAACUUGAACAAGGGUAUAGUUCCUUACAACGUUAUAAACGAUGUACCCACAAAGUAUGAUGUCUCGUUCCAAUUAGACGAUCUCGUGGGAAAAUUGGAUGUGAACGAUUUUACAAUGAUGGGGCAUUCGUUUGGAGCAGCUACUGCUUUAUAUACCUUGUCAAAACGUAAGGAAUUCAAGCAGGCCAUUUUACUGGACCCGUGGAUGUUCGCCGUCAAAAACGAAGACUUGGAAGUGAAGAUAGACCAACCCCUUCUUUUCGUCAACACUCAGACCUUCCACAUCAAACAAAACGUGAACGCCAUGUCCAAAUUCCUCACAAGAGACGACAGGAAGAUGUACACCAUAAAACAUACGACACACGAAAACCAAUCCGACACGGUGCUGGUUAUGGGGUACUGGCUCAAUUGGUUCAUGAAGAAACUCGAUCCGCUCGUAGCGUUGAGGAUAAACAACGCUCUCGUGGUAGAAUUUCUCAACAGGCACGUAGAUUGGCCCGUGGAUAUCGAGGAAGAUAAACAGUACCUCAAGGAACAAAAAAAUAAUUUUGAAUUUGGUCUAACCAAGCCAUGGGCGUAAUAAGUUUCUUGUAAAUUAAUUUGAUCAAUAAAAUAU